AAUACUGUCCCCGUUUUCACCAAACCUUAUUUGGUUUCUUUCUGCAAAAGCGAGAAAACUCCAUUUUCUUUUCUUUAAUUACUUUCCUCAAUUUUAUUGACAAUACUUUGAAAACCAGAAAAAUAAUUCAUCUUUGUCUACAACUGUGCUAGUUGUUCCAGAAGAAAAUUCUCUCUCUCUCAUAAUGGUGAGAGGAUUACCCUUCACUGCCGGACUCACGGUAGUACUUACUGUUCUUGUAUUAGUCCAUAAAACUUGCAGCACCGAGAAUAAUACUCAUCAGUGUGCCCCUUCUUCCUGCGGCAACAUCCAGAACAUAAGAUAUCCGUUUAGAUUGAAGAGUGAUCCAGAAUCCUGCGGCAACCAGACGCAUGAACUGUCUUGUGAGAACAAUCAAGCAGUGUUAUAUUUAUUUGAAGGAAAAUACUACGUACAGGAAAUCAAUUACAAAAACUACACAAUCCGGUUGGUGGACUCAGUUAUACAGAAGGACAAUUACUUCUCCACUCCGAGUUAUUCUUUAUAUCGAUACAAUUUCAGUUUGCCAUAUCUGCAUACAUAUACCACGUAUGAGCAAAGGGGUACGAAGAUGUCCGGGUGGAAUCACGAACUAUCACGGAGUGUGGUUUUUAUGAGCUGUGAAAAACCAGUGAAUUCUCCACUGUAUUUGGACACUGCUACUUGCAAUUAUAAUGACAACUCUUCUUCUAUAUCUGAUUCCAAGAGGAGGUAUAGAUAUGUUAAAGUCGGUGAAACCUACGCAUCCCAAGUGGAGGACUCAUGCCAAGUAGAGAAGAUGUUUCUUACUUCGUGGCCAGUAAUUAACGAUGACCCAAAUAUCUCCUGUACGGACGUUCACCAUGAAUUAGCAUAUGGUUUUGAGAUUUCGUGGCUCGUAGGUAUUUGUAAAAGUUCUUGCAGAGGAGGUAUCUAUUCUUGCUACCUCGAUGACGCGAACCAUCUUCAAUGCGACGUCACAAAUAUUUUUGACCUUGCAGGAUUGGGUUACUCACUACUUACUUUGCUCGCGGCAGGAUGGUGUGUAAGUCUAUAUAAUUUAUUCACAGCAGGAAGACAGACUCUUGGGCGCCCAUUUAAAAAUUAUUUAUAUAUAGAUUAUAGUUACUUAUCUCUAAACAUCGUAUUAAUACACGUUGCAGCAAAAAUGUUCUUGGGAGCUCCAUGUGUGGUUGCCUUUUUGACAUAUAAGUGCCGUAGGAGGCAUUUAUCAAUGUAUAAUGUUGUGGAAGAAUUUCUGCAAAGUCAAAAUAACCUCAUGUCAAUAAGGUACUCUUACCCAGAAAUUAGGAAGAUCACCAAAGGUUUCAUGGAGAAAUUGGGAGAAGGAGGCUAUGGCUCUGUAUUUAAAGGAAAGCUUCAAAGUGGCCAACUUGUAGCUAUAAAGGUGUUGGGUAUGUCCAAAGCCAAUGGCCAAGACUUUAUCAGUGAAGUUGCGACCAUUGGCAGGAUUCACCACGCUAAUGUAGUUCAACUCAUUGGCUUUUGUGCUGAGGGACCAAGGCGCGCCCUUAUAUAUGAAUUCAUGCCUAAUGGUUCUCUUGACAAAUACAUUUUUUCUCAAGAUGGAAGUAUCUCUUUAAGUAUUGAGAAAACAUACAAGAUUUCUCUUGGAGUGGCUCGUGGGAUUGAAUAUCUACAUCGAGGAUGUGACAUGCAAAUUCUGCAUUUUGAUAUCAAGCCUCAUAACAUUCUUCUUGAUGAGAACUUCACCCCAAAAGUUUUUGAUUUCGGGCUUGCAAAACUUUAUCCUGUAGAUGAUAGCAUAGUGGCUUUAACUGCUGCAAGAGGAACAUUAGGAUAUAUAGCUCCAGAGUUGUUCUAUAAAAACAUUGGAGGUGUCUCCUAUAAAGCUGAUGUUUAUAGUUUCGGCAUGUUAUUGUUGGAAAUGGCGAAUAGAAGAAAGAACUUUAAUGAAUUUGCAGACCAUUCAAGUCAAAUUUACUUUCCAACUUGGGUUUACGAACAAGUUAGCAAAGGAAAUGAGAUAGUAAUGGAAGAUGCCACAGCGGAGGAGAAAAAAACAAUUAAGAAGAUGAUUUUGGUUGCAUUAUGGUGCAUACAAAUGAAGCCUAGUGAUCGUCCUUCAAUGAACAAAGUUGUAAAAAUGCUUGAAGGAGAAGAAUGCUUACAAAUACCUUCCAAACCUUUCUUAUUAUCACUAGAGGAUGUAAGAGAUAACUUAAAUCCAACUUGCUCAUCAAUUCAAUCAGGAGAAUCAAGUCAAUCAGCUCAAUUUCAAAUGCAAACAAUGUGAUUUGUUGGUUGAUUUACAUAGAAACUAGUGAAAGGUAUUUUAGGUGUUGCUAAUUGCAUAAUAUAUUUGGUUGUAAUUUCUACAAAAGUUUACUUGUAAUGACAAAAGUUUCAAUGUAAUUAUUUUCAAUGUCAUUUGUAACCAUUUCAUGUAAUCAAGGAUGCAUGAAGUCAGAUGAAAAUUGCCACUGUACAAGUCUUUUCAGUUCAGCGAAAUCAAGAUUG
Messenger RNA from Quercus lobata, 2499 nucleotides. Its product is annotated as LEAF RUST 10 DISEASE-RESISTANCE LOCUS RECEPTOR-LIKE PROTEIN KINASE-like 2.3. The record is from RefSeq and is a predicted model, not a curated record. Gene Ontology annotation, molecular function: ATP binding; protein kinase activity; polysaccharide binding. Gene Ontology annotation, biological process: protein phosphorylation. Lineage: Eukaryota; Viridiplantae; Streptophyta; Magnoliopsida; Fagales; Fagaceae. The coding region runs from base 185 to 2275 and encodes 696 amino acids. The transcript is spliced from 6 exons.